Ficedula albicollis (Collared flycatcher) is the source of this 2417-nucleotide messenger RNA. It is a transcript of the gene DRC1, whose product is annotated as dynein regulatory complex subunit 1. Gene Ontology annotation, cellular component: axonemal dynein complex; axoneme. Gene Ontology annotation, biological process: regulation of cilium movement; cilium-dependent cell motility; axonemal dynein complex assembly. The coding region runs from base 1 to 2052 and encodes 683 amino acids. The record is from RefSeq and is a predicted model, not a curated record. Lineage: Eukaryota; Metazoa; Chordata; Aves; Passeriformes; Muscicapidae. The transcript has 17 exons.
AUGGAAUCUCGUUUGUCGGAUUCCCUGGAAGCCCUUGGAGAAGAGGUGGAGAAGGAAGAGGAGGAGGAGGAGGAGGAAGAUCAGGGAAUGAGCCUGAGGCUGAUCGAGGAGACUGGGAAGGUGCUGGCCAAGCUCCUUUUCCACGGGACGCAGCUGCUGACGAACGUCCAGGUGGAGGCGGAUCUGCGGGAAUCGCGGAGGCGGGAGAAGGAGGGGGAGGAGAAGCGGAAGAGGCUGGAAAGGCUGGAGGCGGAAGCCAAGCAGGGCUCGGAAAAACUGGAGGAGAUCAAUUCCAAGUGGGCGCUGGCGGGGGAUCUGAAGGUCCCGCAGGAGCUGUGGGAGCUGCUGGAGCAGCAGCGGGAUCAGUGCGAGCGGCUGCUGGCGGAGAAGAACCAGCUGAUCCAAGAGCUGCAGCAGGAGCUGGAGGCCAAGGAUCUGCAGUACGAGCAGGCGCUGGAGCAGCAGGGGCAGGAGAUCCGGGUGCUCCUGGAGAGGAUGGAGGAGCAGACCAGGAGCAUGCUGCGAACCUACCGGCACCACGUGCGGCAGACCGAGAAAACGUUCGAGGAGGAGCGGCGGGAAAUGCUGGCGAGCAACCGGAAAAGGUGGAACGAGGCCAUCCAGGCCCACAACGAGCAGGAGCUGCAGUUCCUGCGGGAUAAGAUGGACAAGGCGCUGGAGUUUGAGAAGCUGCUGAUGGAGCUGCAGGAGGAGAGCGUGGAAAACUACGACAGCUUGAGAUUGCAGCUGGAGCAGGACGUGCAGUACCUGGAGAAGAAACUCCAGCAGAUGAAGGGGCUUUACCACCUGAACCAGGUGAAGCUGGAGUACAACCUGGACGUGCUCCGGCAGCUGGACGUGGAAAAUUCCACGCUCCGCUCCCUGCAGAAAAGGAAAAUCAACCGGCUCCAGACGUCCCUCAGCGUCCUGAGGGCCAAAAUGGCCAACCAGGAGAAGAAAUUCCAGGAGGAGAAGCAGAGCCUGGAAUCGGAGCUGGAGCGGAUCACGGAGCAAUUCCAGGAGACUCAGAGCCGCAUGAGGGAUCUGGCGCGCAGCAGCGCCGAGAAAUUCCGGCAGGUUUGGAUGGUGAACGAGGAAGAGGCCAAAGCGCUGAUCCGGAAAACGCUGGACGCCGACCGGAUCAUCCACGUGCAGCAGCUGGGAAUGCCGUGGGAAGAGCCCCACUUCUGGUUCAUGGAGAACGUGGGGCCCUUGGGAGACUGCCGGGAAAAGAAGGAGGCGAUGGAGGUGGUCAUGGCGCUGCUGGAAGGGAUCACGUCUGGAAAAGGGGAUCAGGGAGGGAGGAGCAGUAAGAAGAAAGGAUCGGGACGGGGAGAAGGAAGGAAGGAAAAGCAGGAGAGGCUGAGGGAAAGAGCCACAACCCGGCGAGACGUCUCCAGGGAAACCCUCCUGGAUAUCCUGCAGCUCCUGACCGAGGAGUCGGAAUUCCUGGUGGAAAACAAACUGCUGAGGACCCUGCGGCAGGUGGUGGGACCCAGGGACACGGUGGGGCAGCUCCGGUCCAUCCUGGAGACCCUCCGGGUCGAGGACGAGGAUGACCUGAGGAAACUCCUGGAUUUUUUCCUGUUCUUAGGAUACCAGGGAGCCACCAGCAGCCAGGUUGAGCCGGGAGGAGAAAAUCCCACGGAUCCGGCUCAGGACGGAGGGAAUGGCAGAUCCCAGUUCCAGAGGGACGAGCUCCAAUCCCUCCAGAGCUCCAUCCCCCCGCGCUCCAUUGAAGUGGACAACGUCCUGAAAAUCCUGCAGGAAUUCCUAAAGGAUUUUCCCAAGCUGAGGGACGAAGAAAUCCCCAGGGAGAUUCGGGAGGUCCGGGACAGCUCCAGGGACGCGGAGUACUGGGAAUCCAUGACCCGCAUCAUUCCCGAGCGGACGCUCAAACUUUGGGAUGCGCUUGGAGCCGCGCUCAUGGAAUAUCACAAAGUGCUGACACGGAGAUCCGAGCUGUUUUCCGAGGCCACCACGCUGCAGCGGCAGAACUCGGAGCUGGGAAUUCUGCUGGAGGAAUAUUUGGGAUCUGAAUCUGGCCCGUGAGCUCGGCCUCCCAUCCCUGGGGAUAUUCCGGCCACAAAUCCCACUGGGAUGGAUCUAAACGUGGGAACGGCCGGGAUUUUCCUGGAUUUGAGCCUGGGAUUCCUGGCAGGGGUUAAUAAACCAUUCCCAAACCUGGAUCUGUUUCGUGGAGCAGGGAAUGGGAACAAAUCCCCAUGAUCCAGGGAAUUUUUGGAAACCUGGGAAGUGCCACGACACCAUGGGAUCAGGGAAUCAUCAAAAUCUGGGAUAGGUGCUUAAAUCCCACCUAUUCCAACCUCCCAGGAUUCCCAGGAUGCUCCAACCUUUCCUUGGACACUCCCAGGGAUGGAGCAGGCACAGGAAUUCUCUGGGAAUUCCAGCCCAGC